AUGGGUGAUACUGAAAAUACUAAUAAAUCAUCUGGUCUACCUAAUAAAGCUUUUAAAGUUAAAAACAAGGCCCCAGCUCCAAUUCAAAUUACAGCAGAACAAAUAAUUAGAGAAGCACAAUCUAGGCAACUUGAUGUUCCUACAAAAAGAAAAGCUCCAAAAAUAACAGAUGAAGAGGAAUUAGCUGAACAUUAUAGAAAAAAAAGAAAAGAAUAUGAAGAUGAUAUUAGAAAAAAUCGUAUCCAGUUAAAUAAUUGGACAAAAUAUGCUAAAUUUGAAAUAUCUAUUGGUGAAAUACAACGUGCUAGAAAUGUAUAUGAACGUGCUUUAUCACAAUUUCCAACAAAUCCAACACUAUAUUUACAAUAUGCCGAAAUGGAAUGCAAAAAUAAACAGGUUAAUCAUGCAAGAAAUAUAUAUGAUAGAGCAGUCCUUAUUCUUCCAAGAAAUUCUCAAUUUUGGACAAAAUAUGCUUUGUUAGAAGAAACUAUUGGCAAUAUUCCAGGAGCUAGGACUGUCUUUGAAAGGUGGAUGGAAACUGAACCAGAUGAGCAGGCUUGGCAAACAUAUAUAAAUUUUGAAAAACGUUAUAAAGAACAUGAUAAAGUAGCAAACAUAUAUCAAAGAUUUUUACAUAUUCAUGGAGAUAUAGAAAAAAAUUGGGUAAAAUAUGCUAAGUAUGAAGAAAGUUGUGGAGCUAUUGAUACAGCCAGAAAAGUAUUUGAAAGUGCUGUAAAUUAUUUCCAGGAACAUGUUUCUGGAUAUUUACUAUCAGAAUUUGCCAAAUUUGAGGAAAGACAAAAAGAAAUUGAACGUGUUCGUACUAUUUGUCAAUUUUCUCUUAAAAAUUUACCUGAAGAUGAAACAGGUGAAAUUUUUAAUCUUUAUACGAAAGUUGAAAAACGUCAUGGUACAAUUAGUGACAUUGAAAAUACUGUUUUUAUUAAAAGAAAAAAUAUAUAUGAAAAAGAAAUUGAGGAAAAUGGAUAUAAUUAUGAUGCUUGGUUUGAUUAUUUAAAGCUUAUAUGUCAAUUUAGUCAGACACAUGAUGAGGUUAUUGACAGUUUUGAAAGAGCUAUUUCCUGGUGUCCUCCAUCAUGUGAAAAAAGAGAUUGGAGAAGGUAUAUAUAUUUAUGGAUAAAAUAUGCCAUUUAUGUUGAAUUGACGAUGAAUGAUUUAGAAAAAACGAGGAAAAUUUAUAAAAAAUGUAUUGAAUUAAUACCACAUAAAGAGUUUACUUUUGCUAAAGUAUGGAUUAUGUUUGCAGAAUUUGAAUUACGUCAUGAUAAUUUAGAUGGGUAUCGUAAAAUUAUGGGAAGAGCUAUUGGACAAUGUCCAAAGAAUAAAUUGUUUAAUAGUUAUAUUGAAACUGAAAUAAAAUUACAAGAAUUUGAUCGUUGUCGAAUGUUGUAUACAAAAUGGCUUGAAUUUUCUCCUGAAAAUCCAAAUAUUUGGAUUAAAUAUGCUGAAUUAGAAACAUUAUUAGAUGAAAUUGAUAGAGCUCGUAGUAUAUUUGAUACAGCUGUAAAAUUACCUCAACUAGAUAUGCCUGAAGCUUUAUGGAAAGCUUAUAUUGAUUUUGAAAUUCAACAAGAAAAUUAUAAUAAUGCAAGACUUUUAUUUGAACGUUUAUUAAAACUUGCUAAUAACAUUAAAAUUUGGCUUACAUAUGCUGAAUUUGAAACAUCUAUUGGUAAAAUAAAAAAUAGUAGAGAGGUGUAUGAUCGUGCAAAUACAGCUUUACUUAAUGGUAAGAAAGAAGAUCGUAUUACACUUCUUAAAGCUUGGCGUACAUUUGAAAAACGUCAUGGUGAUACUGAAUCUAAGAAUAAGAUAAAAGCUUUAAUGCCUAAGAAAAUUAAGAAAAGAAGGCAAAUUCAGACAGCUGAUGGAAUUGAUGCAGGAUGGGAAGAGUACUUUGAAUAUGUCUUUGCUCAAGAUCAAAUAAAUAAAGGUGGCUUCAAAUUACUUGAAGCUGCUAAAAGAUGGAAAGAAAAACAAACAGAAGGUGAUAGAUAA
Strongyloides ratti is the source of this 2019-nucleotide messenger RNA. Its product is annotated as Protein crooked neck. Gene Ontology annotation, cellular component: precatalytic spliceosome; nucleus; post-mRNA release spliceosomal complex. The transcript is spliced from 2 exons. NCBI's taxonomy places the organism in Eukaryota, Metazoa, Nematoda, Chromadorea, Rhabditida, Strongyloididae. Bases 1 to 2019 code for a protein of 672 amino acids. Gene Ontology annotation, biological process: mRNA splicing, via spliceosome; spliceosomal complex assembly. Gene Ontology annotation, molecular function: protein binding. The record is from RefSeq and is a predicted model, not a curated record.